AGCCUGAGUGGAUUAGGUGUGAGUAAUAGGUGGACCGGGCUGCGCUGAGAGCUUCUUUGUAUUGUCUGAGGUAGUCAGCUGGCGUUUGUGGGAUUUCAUUUUAUGGAGUUUGAGAGUGUAUCAGGGUGCAAAGUGUGUGAAUGAGAGAGUUUUAGUUUUAAGUUUAGCCAGUUGAUCUAGACAGAAGGAGAGUGUGUUGUUAUAUGCUGCUCAGAGUCAAACCACACUGGAGUCCCUGCAGUGCCACUUCACCUGGAACCUGGACCGCAGCAGGCCGAAACUUUUACGUCUCACAGACAAGAUGGAGGACUUCAGCACAAAGAAGGGAAAUCGAUGGCUGGGCCACAUUUACAACAUGUGGGGGUUCAUUCAGUAUAAGCUGGGGUUAAAUGAAGAGGCUAAGAGUUUGUUCCAGAAGGCUGCAGAGACCCUCAACAAGCUGAGAGAUGCAGAUGAGGGUCCUUGGUUAGUGGUGAACUACGGGAACCUGGCCUGGCUGCACCACCACCUGGGAGAUCAAGAGGAGAGUCAGGCUUACCUGUCAAAGGUUGAUGCCCUGAUGGAAAAAUACCCAUCUUCAUCCCAGGACGACCUCCAUGCAGAGAUCUACGCUGAAAAGGCCUGGACCCUGAUGUUCUUCGGAGAGGACAUGAAUCUGGUUGUUGAUUACUACGAGAAAGCUGCCAGGAUGCAGCCGGACAUGGUGGAUUGGAACACCAGCUAUGUCAUAUGGUUAAAGAACGCCCAAAACUUCAGUGACCCAAGGCUGGACCCUGACCUGUUGGAGAAAAUGAGACAAGCCAAGGAACGGGAUCCAGAGAACUUGUACCUCGUUGCGCUCUACCUUGAACAACGGGCUAAUGAAGGAGAAAACAUUCGGGAUGAAGUCCGUGAGUUGGCUGGAAAUGUGAGCACUCUGUGCUGCAGUGGCAGUGGCAUGUGGACCUUACUAAACCUUUACACAGACCACAUAUCAGUUGAUGACGCCAUUGUUUUGGCAGAGAAAGUUCAGAAAGAAGAUCCAGAUGUGCGUUAUCUGAAGAGAUUUGUUGCACUCUGCUACAGAUGGAGGAUCGUUUAUAAAAGCAGUAGUUCCCCAGAACAAAGCAUGAUGGACAAAGCAAUCGCUCUCCACGAGGAGCUGAUCUCUCUUUACCCUCACUCUUCACUCAAAAAGGAAAUAGACCUCGCAACUAUCUAUGCAAAGUCACGUCACAGCAAGGCCAAAGCUGAGCAGAUAUUUCAGAAACUGCUCAAAAAUGAACCAGCAGAACCUGAAGACAAACAGAUGCUUUACAACAUAUAUGCAAGGCAUUUAUACUUUAAUCAAAAUGACUCCCACGGGUCGACACAGUAUCACAUGAAGGCAGCAGCAAUACCAGAAAUAUCUUCCUUCCGUAAGAACAGCAUCAGAAUCCUGGAGAAGAAUAAAGACAGAGAAAUAAAAGAGUUUCUCAGAAACCUGCAAGAGCCAAUGCAGUAAAGAUAGGGAGGCAAAUUUAGGGGGAACAAUUAUGUCCAAGCAAAAAAAAAAAAACAA
This is a messenger RNA of Labrus mixtus (cuckoo wrasse), 1540 nucleotides long. RefSeq names its product interferon-induced protein with tetratricopeptide repeats 1-like. Gene Ontology annotation, molecular function: protein binding. The record is from RefSeq and is a predicted model, not a curated record. Gene Ontology annotation, biological process: defense response to virus. Gene Ontology annotation, cellular component: cytosol. The transcript has 2 exons. Lineage: Eukaryota; Metazoa; Chordata; Actinopteri; Labriformes; Labridae. Bases 302 to 1483 code for a protein of 393 amino acids.